AUGGUCGUAAACAAUCCUAACAACUGGCACUGGGUCGACAAGAACUGUAUCGACUGGGCGAAAGCCUAUUUCGACGAAAAGCUCGUGGGCUUGUCUGUGAAGUCAGAAGAAGCCAGAUUCGUAGAAGUCAAAUCUGUAUCUUCCCUAGAAGGUGACGUGGAAGUUUGCCAAAGAAAAGGAAAGGUCAUUUCGCUUUUCGACUUGCGCAUUAUUUUGAAUAUCGAGGGUAAGAGUACCGCUGAGAAGGAAUUCAAGGGAAGCAUUACUGUUCCAGAAUUGGCCUAUGAUACCGAGGAAGACGAAAUCCAAUUCGAGGUCAGCAUAUACAAUGAAGACAGCGACUCCGAAAAAAUGAGACUUUUGGCCAAGAAGGAAUUGAUUCCUAUUCUUAGACUGAAGUUGCUGGCGUUUGGUAAAGACCUUAUUGAGUCCCAAGCCUCAGACAUUCAACUUGAGAGCUCUUUGGUCAACUCAAAACUCACCAAAGAGAAUCAGACUGAAACCUCCAAGAAGACGAACACUGCAGCCCCUGCACAACCUGCCCGUUCAACCUCCCAAGCUGCUUCGAAAACCAGCGCCACUUCCACCUCCUCCAAUGUUCCAAAGUACAACACUGCAACUUUACACUUGGAGCCAACGUUUAACACCACCGCCGAGCAAUUGUACAUCACUUUGUUGGAUGUUCAGCGUGUCUCCGCAUGGACUCGUUCGCAAGCACAGAUCGAGCCAAAGGAGGGAAGCGAGUUUAAGCUUUUCGGCGGAUCCAUUACCGGUAAAAACUUGAAGUUGGUGGAGAAUGAACGUAUCACACAGUCCUGGAGACUCGAAGAUUGGAAGGCUGGCCACUACGCUCAACUUGACAUUCAACUCAAGCAGGGUGCGGGAGAAACCACUAUGGUGGUCAAGUGGUCUGGUAUCCCAAUUGGUGAAGAGGAGAGAGUGCGUGGAAACUUCGAAGACUACUACGUUCGUUCCAUUAAGAUCACUUUUGGUUUUGGUGCCGUAUUGUAG
Molecule: messenger RNA, 1011 nt
Organism: Australozyma saopauloensis
Lineage: Eukaryota; Fungi; Ascomycota; Pichiomycetes; Serinales; Metschnikowiaceae
Gene: AHA1
Product: Aha1p
Exons: 1
Coding region: 1-1011 (336 amino acids)
Biological process (GO): protein folding; positive regulation of ATP-dependent activity
Cellular component (GO): cytosol
Molecular function (GO): protein-folding chaperone binding; ATPase activator activity
Source: RefSeq, a predicted model, not a curated record